Molecule: messenger RNA, 405 nt
Organism: Spodoptera littoralis (African cotton leafworm)
Lineage: Eukaryota; Metazoa; Arthropoda; Insecta; Lepidoptera; Noctuidae
Source: the annotation of a GenBank genome assembly
UAUUUUGCGUUUAUAGUAAUCGAAAUGAGAUUGCGUUCGACGUUAAAAUUAAAAAUACUAUUUUUUAUUAUGAGAAUACUUUAAGUGUGGGAGAGCCAUGCUUCGACAUGAAUGGGCCGGCUCGACCGGAGGCCCAAAUACCCUCCCCUUCUCCAAUCUCCCCAAUUCCUGAAUCCUCAACGAUCCUCAAACUCCCAAUCCCGAAAAGUCUCCCCAAUCCCUGAAUCCCCAACGAUCUUCAAACUCCUAAUCCCCAAAAGGCUGGUGUUCCAGGUGUCCAUGGGCGACGCCGAAUGCUUACCAUCAGGUGAUCCGUCUGCUCGUUUACCGGCUUAUACCAUAAAAAAAGAUCGGCCAUUCAAACGAUUAAAUGAUCACAUUGUUAUUUUACAGAAUAACAAGUAA